Mytilus californianus (California mussel) is the source of this 2203-nucleotide messenger RNA. RefSeq lists its product as uncharacterized. The record is from RefSeq and is a predicted model, not a curated record. The coding region runs from base 23 to 1921 and encodes 632 amino acids. Gene Ontology annotation, biological process: DNA integration. NCBI's taxonomy places the organism in Eukaryota, Metazoa, Mollusca, Bivalvia, Mytilida, Mytilidae. Gene Ontology annotation, molecular function: nucleic acid binding. The transcript is spliced from 2 exons.
AGUUGAGAUCACCCAAACCGUCAUGGAUAAUUUAGAUUUACAUAUAGACACCGUAAAAUUCUACACAGACAGUAAAGUGGUUUUAGGUUACAUCAGUAACGAGACAAGAAGGUUCUUUAUCUACGUCGCCAAUAGAGUAGAGAAAAUAAGGAAAUUUAGCUCUCCAAGUCAAUGGAAUUAUGUACCAACUAACCGUAAUCCCGCAGACUCGGGAACAAGGUCCGUACCAGCCCAUGAAAUUCAUAGCAGUGAAUUGUUAUUGGGACCAAAACAACUUCUUUCCUCAGAACAGAAGAAUUCUGUGGACAUAUAUCAGCUAAUAGAUCCAGAAGAAGAUGGAGAAAUCCGUGCAACUGUGAAUGUUGCAAAAACAUUUGCCACACCUGAGUAUAAAGGUAUAGGAACUGAUAGAUUCAACCGAUUCUCCAACUGGACAUCACUUGUGCGAGCGAUAGCCUUUUUGGAACGUUUCUCCCGUUUACACGGGUCAAAACAGGCAUCAUCAGUGACUUCUUUGGAUAGUUUUUCGAAUGCCGAACAUUUCAUCUUAAUAUCUGCUCAACAUGAAGUUUAUGGAGAUGAAAUAGAUUGUAUAAAACGUCAGGAACAAAUUAAUAAGCGAAGCCCGAUAGCUAACCUCAAACCGUUUUUGGACGAAAGAGGACUAUUACGAGUAGGAGGCCGCAUUGUCAAAUCUGACUUAAACUUCCGUGAAAAGAAACCAUUGAUCGUCCCUGGACGCCAUCAUAUAGCGACAUUAUUAGUUCGACACUACCACGACAAGAUAAAACAUCAAGGUCGCCAUUUCACAGAUGGAGCGAUUCGAUCCGCAGGAUUUUGGAUCGUUGGAGCAAAACGCUUGAUCUCUUCUAUUAUUCACAAAUGUGUAACAUGCCGCAAACUCAGAGGAAAAACCGAGUAUGAAAUCAUGUCUGAUUUGCCAGAGGACCGUCUCGAACCGUCACCUCCGUUUACUAACGUUGGAAUAGACACCUUUGGACCCUGGACAAUUGUUUCACGUAAAACACGUGGUGGAUACGCCAACUCUAAACGUUGGGCAAUUUUAUUCACAUGCUUAGUGACAAGAGCUAUUCACAUCGAAUUAAUCGAGGAAAUGAGUUCUUCAGUCUUCAUAAACGCCGUCAGGAGAUUCGCCGCUAUAAGAGGCCAAGUUAAGAUUUUCCGAUCUGACCGUGGAACGAACUUUAUUGGCGCAAUCGACGAUUUAAAGAUUGACUCAAUCAACGUUGAAGAUGAACCCUUCAAGAACUUUCUGUAUAAUUCUGGUACAACUUGGAUCUUCAAUCCGCCGCAUUCGUCCCACAUGGGUGGAGCCUGGGAGAGGAUGAUUGGUAUUACCAGGAGAAUUCUUGAUUCUAUGCUUCUAAACGCUGCCGGAAGAAGCCUAACACAUGAUGUGCUCAACACACUAAUGGCAGAAGUUUCAGCAAUAGUGAACUCUAGACCUCUGGUACCGGUAUCAACAGAUCCAGAGAAUCCGUUAAUAUUAACUCCGGCUAUGUUAUUGACACAGAAAACCGACUACAUUUUCCUUUCAGAUCAUCUUGGAGAAUUCGACAAACGAGAUCUCUGUCUUGCCGAAAGGAGGCGAGUACAGGCUCUGGUCAGUGUUUUCUCGUCCCGUUGGAGGAAAGAGUACCUGCCGUUACUACAACAACGACGAAAAUGGACCGAAGAUCGCCGUGAUCUCAUCGAAAGAGACGUCAUUCUUCUAAAGGAUAAAAACCUUUGCCGUACCCAAUGGCCCGUUGGAAUUAUAGUGAAUUCAUUUAAAAGUUCAGACGAACAUGUCCGAAAAGCAGAAGUGCGAGUAAUCGUUAAUGGAAAAGCCACAACCUACACACGUCCUAUCGUGGACAUUCACCUAUGUUAUAUUUUAUGGAAUAGUGAUAUCAGAUAGAUUUCAGACGGGGAGUAUUCUAUCAUCACGUUUUCAAUUGUAUUUGCUACGGCAUAUAUUGGAUUGAAUUUUCAGACAUUCAUAUUUUCCGGAAAUGAUCUGGACUUUUUCGUAUGUUCACUACCGUUUACUUUCUCUUCCUCGCCUGUCUAUUACAAAUGGAUGCCACGACAAAACUGCUCCUGUGGAUAUUGUGACAAAUCACCGUCAAUUUACCAAACAAUACACACUCUGUAAAAACUCCUGUAUCCCUUCUGGUGGAAUUAUAAUCUACAAUCUUCA